Messenger RNA from Solea senegalensis (Senegalese sole), 6227 nucleotides. RefSeq names its product protocadherin alpha-C2-like. Gene Ontology annotation, molecular function: calcium ion binding. Gene Ontology annotation, biological process: homophilic cell-cell adhesion. The record is from RefSeq and is a predicted model, not a curated record. NCBI's taxonomy places the organism in Eukaryota, Metazoa, Chordata, Actinopteri, Pleuronectiformes, Soleidae. The coding region runs from base 177 to 2624 and encodes 815 amino acids. Gene Ontology annotation, cellular component: plasma membrane. The transcript is spliced from 3 exons.
AGCGUUGGCGUAGAGAAGCAGGCUCCUCCAGCAUCACUGUACUGUGCAUGGCCUUUACUGCAGCUGCAUCUACAACUCGUGGUGGCAAUAAUGAGACCGGCAGCUUAUUUCAUCAAGACAACCUGAUCAUAACAACGGAACUGUUUCAUUUCUAUCGUUAAAGGAAAAAUACCACAAUGGUUGCGCUGAUAUUUGCGCCUUUAUGGACACGAAGGGUCGCGGCUGUCUUCACAUUUAUUUCACUAUGGGGAUUUGCGCUCUCCAUCACUCGCUACUCGAUUCCGGAGGAGAUGGAGGAGGGCUCCUUUGUCGCCAAUCUGGCCACAGAUUUGGGUAUGGACGUGCACAGUCUAGUGCAGCGCAGCGCAAAGCUCGAUGUCAUCCACAGCAAAAAAUACCUCGACAUCAACAAAGAGACGGGGGAGCUGGUCAUCCGCGAGAGGAUGGACAGGGAGAGCAUAUGCACGACUAAGACCGCCUCGUGCUUUCUGAAAAUGGAUGUCAUCCUCGAGAACCCCAUUCGCAUCUUCAACAUCGAGCUCGAAAUCCUGGACAUCAAUGACAACGCGCCCGUGUUUCGCAGGAAGACGAUGCUCUUGGACAUCUCGGAGGCAACCCCUCCCGGCGAGAGGUUCUCCUUGACGAACGCCGUGGACGCGGACGUGGGAGCCAAUUCAAUCAAGACCUACUAUCUCAGUGAGAGCAAAUACUUCAUCAUUGACAUACAAACUGGCAGCGAUGGCUCUAAAUAUGUGGAUUUGGUCCUUAAUGGUAAAUUGGACAGAGAGGAGCAGGCAGUUCAUAAAUUGAUUUUAACUGCUGUGGACGGAGGAGUACCUCCCCGUUCUGGCACAGCCAACAUCAUUAUUAAUGUCCUGGAUAUCAAUGACAACGCCCCCCUCUUCAGUCAGCCGGUGAUUGCAGUCAGUAUUCCCGAGAACUCAGCUGCAGGGACAGUGGUCCUGACCUUAAACGCAUCAGACUUGGAUGAAGGCUCAAACGCGCAGUUAACGUACUCGUACACGCUGUACACCUCGGAGAAGACGCAGGAGAUCUUCUCCCUCGAUCCAAACUCAGGUGAGAUCAGAGUGAAGGGGGUGCUUGAUUUUGAGGAGAGUCCAAGUUUUGAGAUGUACAUCCAGGCUCAGGACGGAGGAGCGAACCCACGGUCAGGGCAUUGUAAAGUGACUGUGUCUGUCACGGAUCUGAACGACAACUACCCUGAGGUGACCAUUAAGUCUCUGAGAAGUGCCCUGAGUGAAGAUGUCUCUGUGGGGACGCUGGUGGCAGUGGUCACUGUCCAAGACAGGGACUCGGGAGACAAUGGCGAAGUGGAGAUGACCUUGAAUCAGCAGGAAACCUUACCAUUCGUGCUGAACAAAUCCUCAGAGGGUUACUUUGAACUGCUUGUGUCAAAGCCACUGGACAGAGAGAUGAGGGGCAGAUAUGAAAUCAUACUCAGAGUGACAGACAAAGGCUUGCCGCCCUUAUCUGAAAACGAGACCAUCAUUUUAGACAUUCUGGACAUCAACGACAAUGCACCUGCAUUCCCUCAAUCCUUCUAUACAAUCCAUGUUGUGGAGAACAAUGUGCCAGGAGCAUUACUGACAUCCCUGAGUGCACAUGACCCAGAUCUAAACGAGAACCAGUACUUGGUGUAUUUCAUAAUGGAGAAGGAGAUCGUUAACACGUCUAUGUCAAUGCUGUUCUCCAUCAACCCCGAGAACGGCGACCUUUACGCUCUGAAGACCUUUGACUACGAGCGAGAGAGGGAGUUCCUCUUCCACAUUGAGGCGAGAGACUCUGGGAUUCCCCCACUGAGCAGCAACGUGACGGUUCACAUCAUCAUCCUGGACCAAAACGACAACACCCCUCUCAUAGUGUCACCAUGGCGAGCGCAGGGCUCCGUGGUCGAGGAGGUGAUACCCAGGUCCACAGACAAAGGCCACUUGAUCGCCAAAGUGAUCGCUAUCGACGCAGAUUCUGAGCAGAACGCCAGAGUCACUUAUCAGCUCCUGCAAAAUAGCGACGUAUCUCUCUUCAGUCUCGAUCAGUACAACGGCGAAAUCCGGACAACAAGGAUGUUCAGCUACAGAGACCCAAGACAGCAGCGGCUAGUCAUCGUUGCCAAAGACAACGGUGAACCCGCUCUCUCCGCCACUGUCACCAUCAAGAUAUCGACCGUGGAACACGUCAUGUCCUUUUCAGAGACGACAGAGUUGCCACUAGAUUAUGACGUAUUCACUGACCUAAACUUGUACUUGGUGAUUGGUUUAGGAGCGGUGUCAUUUCUGCUUCUGAUCACCAUCCUGGUUAUUAUUGUGCUGAAGUGUCAGAAACCAAAGCCAAAGGCCAUCAAGAUGCCCCCAGGGAAUAGAAACAGUGUGGUCAGCAGAAACAGCAUGAUCAGCCAGAGAAGCUCGACCAUCGCAGAUUCCACGCUGAUAUCCAGCGAUGCCUACUGGUACAGUCUGUUCCUCGCAGAGACCAGGAAAGGUAAAGUGGUGGUGAGACAACCCAUCAUUCCAAAAGGAGCUGGGUAUUUUGUGUCCAGUAUACCCAGGAGCAUAGGGCCAAGUGAGACCACAAACUCCAGAGCUUCCACACUGGAGUACUCAAAAUGAAAGGAAGCCCCUUCUACAACUGAAGCAGGAGCACAGAAGAGAACUGCCAUGAUGUAAUCAUCUCUUCGUGGGAGUCUCUGUAUGAAACUUUUCCCUCCAUGACUCACAAAAAAAAAAAAGAUACUGUUCAAGAACUGUCCAUCCUUCCAGCUGCUCUGCUCUCAGUUCCUUCCAAUCCCCUACACGAACAUUGACCGCCACACGCCUCAGAUUUGGACCUGUCCUCUCUUUUUAAAGCAUGAAUCUGCAUGAUUCUACAGAACAAGUUCAAGGUAUUUUAAAAGUAUUUGGAUAUAGAAAUGGACUGGUUUAUGGAAGAACAUCUGGAUAUUAAUAUAGAGUGGUCUCAUGUUAUAAUAAUCCCCUCAUUCGUACAGCGACGGUUUUUAUAUGAGAAACAGAGACAUGGUCAGUGCGGACUGGACCGAGAAUGAACUUGAGACUGACAACUAGGAAAGGAAAAGGAAAGGAAAGCAUCUGUAUUGUCAUUAUAUAACCAGUAUUGCACAAUGAAGUCACCAGCAGGGACACAAGAUAAAAGCGAUUUUAGCCACUUUAUAAUAGGCUCACCUUAUAAAGUCUACACUCGCCUGCCAGUAUCCUUUUUCCAACUGGAAACUGAAGUUUGUGUCGCAUUGUGAAGCGCUCACUCGCCCACACCAAAGUCCAUGGUGAAAACAAGCAAUUUUACAUUUGCAGCAGUGGAUUAACACAGGAGCUGUUGUUCCACUGCUGCCUCCAUCGCCAAGUUCAAAUGCAAUAUUUUGCGACUUCAGUGCUUAAAAACCUUUGUUUGGAUUUUCAUUAGUGACACAAACUUACCAAAUGAGGCUGCAGUAGACCAGCAGCUCCUGUUUUACCUCAAGCUAAAAAGGAUGAUUUUCUCUAUGGAUAUUGGAGCACGUGAAAAGUUGCUUGCCUCUGGAGAAAUAAAGCUGCAAACAUACAUGUAUAUAUAUAUGUAUAUAUAUAUAUAUAUAUAUAUAUAUAUAUAUAUAUGUAUAUAUAUAUAUUUUUUUUUAUUAUUUUUAUUUUUUUUUUAUUUUGUUGACUUAAGCCUCUUAUUAAGUGGUAAAAACCUGUUUUCCCUUGUGUCCUUGCUGACAGUGAUGUUUUCGGGGGGGGUUCGUGUCCAUGUUUCAAGCUGGUUCGCGGUGCAGGCAGAGCACACACUGCAAAUACUGCAAAUACUGCAGACCAUGUGUCAUUAUCUCAUACAACCACGCCUCCAAAAACCUGAAAUAUCCCUAUAAGCUCCUCAGUGGACACACUUGCCUUCUCUCCAGGAUUACAUCGCGCGCUGCAGUUCUAGAAAGACCAUCGGUAGGUUCAACGUCGUGCAACGUGUUGAACAACUAAACAUGAAUCAGGGUCAAUAUGAUUCUUCCAUAAACCUCACUGGUCUGUAGCUGGGUACGUCAUCGAUUCAAGCUUUGCACUUGAUGUUUUUCUCGCUUUGGGUUUUUUUUUUAAUAGGACAUUUCUACUUUAUUAUGAGUCCUGCUGUUUAUCAAGGCUCUCGUCGUCUUUCCGAUGAAAAUAAUUAUUGAUAAAACUAGAUUUGUUUUUGUUUUUUUUACUGUUUGUUGUACUUCUAGUGAUGAAUGUAUGAACAUGACAAAAAAAGAGAAUGAAAGGAACGUGUAAAUUAGGGUAUGACAUAUGAGAUGCACUGUUUCUCUUUUAUUUGAUUGUAGACGUACUUAAGAUUUUUGAAAAUCAACACCAGGUGUGCAGAUAUUUGUGGUGCUCUAAAGUAUCUGACGCUAGACAGUAAAACACAGCAGUACUGUGGCAUUGUCUUUCCAAACAGGGACGAGAGAAAAUGUUUCAGAAAUGGGGCGACAACGAUUAAUUGGUUAUUAAUUGCUAACUAUUUUGGUAACUUUUUUUUUUUUGGCGUGUUAAUAAAAUAAAAGCCAGCAGACUAAAUUCAGCUUCUUAAAUGUGGCUUUCUUUCUGGUUUCGGGAAAGAAAAAAAUGGUUGUGGACCAAAAAAAUGAGGAUCAAUAUUUUAUACCAUUUUCUGCAUUUUAUGGACCAAGCAACCAAUCGUUUACAUGAGGAAACGACCGACUCGAUAAUAAGUUGUGAAAAUGUUCUUUAGCCCUAAUCGGAAACAUAAACUGCUGAUGUAUGAGAAAGGUGUGUGCUCAGGUGAAACUUUUACACCUCAAAAACAGUCAAAUGACAGAAAACAUUUUUUUUUUCAGCAUACCAAUUGCCCUCUCUUUAUGACAGUAUUAUCGUCUCUGCUCGAUUUUAACCAAUUUCUCCCAGGUUAUGAAAACUGGCAUUUCAAUUAUGAACGACAUUUAUUCACUGCACACUGGAAGUUUUAUUUUAAUCAGGAAAAAAAAAAACAUAUAUCGAAAAGAGCAAGAAUAUUAUAAGGUUUUUUUAUCCUUGUCAUGGUAGAAUGGAAUAUACAGUGAAAGGCUUUUACGAGUAUUAAUGUUUUUAUAGAAAUUUGAUUUGACUAACUCUCAGUGUUGCUUUUGUGAGCUUCUUCCAGGUUGUAUUUUGUGUUGCAUAUUUGUAAUUCAAGUGCAUAUGAUGUUGUUUUGAUAGUGUAUAUAAGGUCAAGGGAAAACAAAGAGUACUUUUUUCCUUUUACCUCAAAGGUAGUGCAGUUGCACUACUGUUAAAGGCCCAAAAAAAGGAUCACUGAGUAGGGGCUGAUAAAUCAUUAAAUCUAAUAAGGAGAAUGUUGUGGUAUUCUGUAUAGUAUAGCAGUAUUCCAGUACUGACUGCUGAAAAUGAAAUACAUGUUAAAUAGAUGACAGCACUUUGAAAUAUGCAUUGAAACUAAGCGGCGGUGCAGCUUUCGGAGGUAUCCGGUUACAUAAUGCGAGUGGGGCAAAUCCAACCUCUAUUAUUCGAUUAUUCUCCUCUCACUGUUACAGCAGACAUAAACACAGCUGUCGCUCAGUCUGUUAGAUGUCAUUUGACAGGGGGAUCUCUUGCCGGGGAGUCCAUGUUGUACGUGCAACCAUUGCCCCAACCAGCUGAUUCCACCAGAGUUUAAAAGUAUUCCUAAAUUGCACAUAUGAUGAGCUCCUUGCGUGCCUUCUGCAUUGUAAAAGACGCCGUCUGCGCGACUGUUGAUGAAUAAACUGAUGGUGUUUGGUAGAGUAUUACAAAUACAGUUAUCCCCGUGGACAAACAAACAAAAAAAAUACCACUUCAGAAAAAGUAAACGACUGUAAAUUGAACCACUUUAUACUUUGUGGGUUUUUUUGAUACCGUAGACUUUUUUGAUAUCUUCUGUGUUCACUGUGAUCAAAUGGCACAGGAGGUGCUUGUGCUAGCUAUGUUAACAAGUCUGUCAUUUCUCAUUUGUGUAAACAACUUUACAUUGUUUUGGGUUUUUUUGUUUAGUUUCUCCCUCUGUUGAUUUGCCAAGUACAGAUUGUACAGUUUGCUCAGAGACUCACAUCAAAUGUAAUCCAACUCAUCUCACUUAGUGGAAUCAAAGACAAUAUUUUGGAGAGAAUGGCCUCGCUUUAUUUUCCAAGUUAAUUGUCAAAUUUUGAUGUUGCUUAUUUGGCGUUCAUUGUUCUGCCUGAUCAUGCUAGUUUGAAUAAAGCUUUUUAAUCAGUC